AUGGCAUCACGCACGGCAACAUCCAACCCUCAACGGUCUUUGUGCCAGACGACGGGGUCGUGCGCCUGGUCGGCCGGACUCAUCCCACCUUUCUACUGUUUUUCCCACUUCCUCUCCUCAUCUUCACAGGUAUUGGAGGCCCUUCACUCCCUCCACGCCCAUGCCAUCACCCAUGGCAACAUCCAUCCCUCCACGGUCUUUGUGCCAGACGACGGGGUCGUGAGACUGGCUGGACUCAUCCCUAUGAUCCAUCACCCUCUCCCCCACCUUCCUCAGGUAGUAGAGGCCCUGCAUUCUCUGCACGCCCACGGCUUUACCCACGGCAACGUCCGUCCCUCCACGGUCUUUGUGCCAGACGAUGAGGUUCUAGAGGCCCUUCAAUCCCUUCAUGCCCACGGCAUCACCCACGUCAACAUCCGUCCCUCCACGGUCUUUGUCCCUGACGAUGGGGUCGUGGUCGAGGCCCUUCACUCCCUGCACACACACAACAUCACCCACGGCAACGUCCAUCCCUCCACCAUCUUUGUCCCUGACAAUGGGGUCGUAGAGGCCCUUCAUUCCCUUCACUCCCACAGCAUCACCCACGGCAACGUCCACUCCUCCACGGUCUUUGUCCCUGGCAAUGGGGUUGUGAGACUGGCCGGACUCAUCCCUAUGAUCCCUCACCCACUCCCCCUCUCCCACCAUUUGCUAGAGGCCCUUCACUCGUUGCACUCCUACGGCAUCACCCACGGCAACGUCCGUCCCUCCUCUGCUCUCUUGACUGUUCCCCCACCUUCUCCUCACCCACUACCCCUCUCCCACCAGGUAUUCAAGGCCGCCUUUCCCCUGAAACCAUCAGAGAGGUGA
Closterium sp. Naga37s-1 is the source of this 849-nucleotide messenger RNA. NCBI's taxonomy places the organism in Eukaryota, Viridiplantae, Streptophyta, Zygnematophyceae, Desmidiales, Closteriaceae. The record is from the annotation of a GenBank genome assembly.